AAUAUUUUCAUGUGGAAAUUUCGCUGAGCACGAUGCAGAAGCAGCACAGUGCGCAGCGCCACGACCUCUUUUUACUGUCGCUGGUUUGGCGGAUUCUGCAUGCGAUGGGCAUUCCGGUCAUCGAACUCCCAACGGGCGAAUUCAGCAGCGGACCAGACACGCGACGCUGCAGGAAGCAGUUUGGAGACGAUAUAAAUGCAAGCCACCGCACAAGGGCAGCAGCAACAGCAAAAGCCGCUCCUUUUUCCAAUCGCCGACGUCUUUCCCCCUUUUCCUUCUUGAUUCCUCAUCCUCGAAUCGCCGUCAAAAUCCCGGCUUGCUUCUGUUCUGUGCCGGUGACCCCCCGGAAAAGAUCGGACCUUUUUGGCUGGUUUAGGUGCUCGGCCUCUCCUGGAGAUGGCGGAGGUGAAGCCGGAGGAGAUCGCGGCGCACCCUCCCAUGGAUCAGCUUCAGGGAUUCGAGUACUGCAUCGACUCGAAUCCUUCUUGGGGAGAGGCGGCGGUUCUAGGGUUUCAGCACUACGUACUCUCCCUGGGCACGGCGGUCAUGAUCCCGACACUACUGGUACCCCUGAUGGGCGGCACCGAUGACGAUAAAGCUAGAGUUGUCCAGACAUUGCUCUUCGUAACUGGAAUAAACACUCUCAUCCAAACCCUAUUUGGAACUCGUCUUCCUACAGUCAUCGGUGGUUCAUAUGCAUUUGUAGUUCCCAUCAUCUCGAUAAUCCACGACUCAUCCCUGACACGGAUAACCGAUGACCAUGAAAGGUUCCUGCAAACCAUGAGAGCUAUACAGGGAGCUCUAAUUGUCUCAUCCAGUAUUCAGAUUAUACUGGGUUACAGCCAGUUGUGGGGGAUCUUCUCCAGAUUUUUCAGCCCUCUUGGAAUGGUUCCAGUGGUUUCAUUGGUCGGAUUUGGCUUGUUCGACAGAGGAUUCCCCGUGGUUGGGAGAUGUGUGGAGAUUGGUGUUCCAAUGAUUAUACUCUUCGUGGCUGCAUCCCAGUACUUGAAGCAUGUUUAUAUUCGGCGGUUGCCUGUACUCGAGAGGUUCUCUCUUCUGAUAACCAUUACAAUCAUAUGGAUCUACGCCCACUUGCUCACUGUUGGCGGCGCAUAUAGACACCGGCCUGACCGUACACAAUUCCAUUGUCGCACGGACCGUGCCAACCUCAUCUCUUCUUCUCCUUGGAUAAAGAUUCCAUAUCCCUUGCAAUGGGGUGCACCGACUUUUGAUGCUGGACAUUCCUUUGGAAUGAUGGCUGCUGUGUUUGUAUCUUUAGUCGAGUCGACCGGAGGAUUCAAAGCAGCAGCUCGCCUUGCCAGUGCAACACCUCCUCCAGCUCAUGUUCUAAGCCGUGGCAUCGGAUGGCAGGGAAUAGGAAUUCUACUUGACGGAUUAUUUGGCACAGCAACCGGUUCCACUGUAUCUGUUGAGAAUGUGGGGCUUCUUGGAUCAACCAGAGUCGGAAGUCGUAGGGUUAUCCAGAUCUCGGCUGGUUUCAUGAUAUUUUUCUCCAUCUUGGGUAAAUUUGGAGCAUUGUUUGCUUCCAUUCCCUUCUCAAUCUUUGCUGCGGUUUAUUGUGUUCUCUUUGGGAUUGUCGCUGCGGUUGGGCUCUCCUUCUUGCAGUUCACAAACAUGAACUCCAUGCGCAACCUCUUCAUCGUCGGCGUCUCCAUCUUCCUCGGCCUAUCAAUUCCCGAGUACUUCUUCCGCUAUGCUGCCGGUGCUCAACAUGGUCCAGCUCACACCAGGGCACAAUGGUUCAACGACUACAUAAACACGAUCUUCACAUCGCCACCUACUGUGGCAUUAAUGGUGGCAAUUCUCCUGGACAACACGCUCGACUACAAGAACACGGGCCAUGAUCGAGGAAUGCCAUGGUGGGCGAGGUUUCGAACAUUUAAUGGAGACACUAGGAAUGAGGAGUUCUACACCCUCCCCUUCAACCUCAAUCGCUUCUUCCCUCCAUCGUGAUGUAAGAUUUUGUUUAGUUGAGGUAGAGGAAGACAGAAGCAGACUCAGAUUGUUGAGCAAUGAGAGGUAGAUAAGAAUAGGUUGUUCUUCAGGAUAAACUCAUUAUUUUCUUUGUAAUUUGUGUGUGUGUGUUUUUUUUUUAAUUUUGUGGACAAUAAAUUAGUUUUAAUUCAUUAUGGUUCUGCUA
Molecule: messenger RNA, 2161 nt
Organism: Zingiber officinale
Lineage: Eukaryota; Viridiplantae; Streptophyta; Magnoliopsida; Zingiberales; Zingiberaceae
Product: nucleobase-ascorbate transporter 2-like
Exons: 14
Coding region: 397-1974 (525 amino acids)
Biological process (GO): transmembrane transport
Cellular component (GO): membrane
Molecular function (GO): transmembrane transporter activity
Source: RefSeq, a predicted model, not a curated record